Messenger RNA from Diorhabda carinulata, 1760 nucleotides. RefSeq lists its product as uncharacterized. The coding region runs from base 326 to 1054 and encodes 242 amino acids. The transcript has 4 exons. Lineage: Eukaryota; Metazoa; Arthropoda; Insecta; Coleoptera; Chrysomelidae. The record is from RefSeq and is a predicted model, not a curated record.
GGUAAGAGUGAUUACAUUUAAUAAUUAAAUUGUACGAUAAGUAGGUCGAUAUUUUUACUCGAUUAUAGUAAAAGACUAAAUUUCGCGAUUUAUGUUUUUUAUUUGUAUUCUUAAUGUCAAAUUUUAAAUGUGACUUUGACACUAGAAUCUAAUGUUCACUUUGACUUUUUUAAUAAAUUAAAAAUAUAUAUGACACUGAAAUUCAAAGCAGAGGAAACAUUUUUAGAAUACUGGAAAUCCUAGCUAAUGUGUAUAAAUUGAAGUAAAGUAUUUGUAUUUCAAGUCUUAACAAUUAAUAUUAGUAUGAAAAAUUGACUUGUUAACAAUGGAGAAACUUCAAAAAUCAUUCGAUAGUUUUAUAAAUUUAAUGGAUAAAAAUAACCAUGGUGUUCAGAUUGCAUGUUACUCAGUUGCUUUACUUGGUUUAACAGUUUCCUUGAGGAAAGUUCGACCAUUUAGUAGAUUUAGACGACCUUCAGAUAUUCCAAAUCACUUUAUAAAUGAAAAAAGAGAACUAAUAGGAUAUGUAAAACGAAUUGAUCCAAAUAAAGCUUUACUAAUAAUUAAUCAUAAACCUUUGGUGAAACUUCCAUUGAUUUCCACUGGAAAUCUACCUGUCAAGAUAUCUGGAGUUGAAAUAAAUAAUCUGGGUACUAAUUGGUUACAAUCAGUUGUUGUUGAUAAAGAAGUUACGUUUAUACCUAUUUAUAAAGAGAAAGACUUUGUACAGUGCCAAGUACUUUUAACACAGGAUGCUAAAGAUAAGAAGCAUCAGGUUAUCAACAUUGGAGAACGUCUAGUAAAAAUAGGUUUUGCUGUACCAGAACAUAUUAAGGCACCUCUCUUAGAAGAUCCUAGUUUUCGCAAAUACCACUCUUUGUUAUUAAGAGCAGAGAAACAAGCUUUACGCAAACAACUCGGAUACAAAUACUACAUAAUAACCACGAAAAAAUUGAUAAAUUAUACUAAUGAACUCUUGAUACGUUUUUAUAAGCAAUCAAAAAAUAAUAUACCUAAAUUGAUUGCCAUUGGACCGAAGAUUUAUCAUUCAUAGCAAUUGUAUUUUAUGGUAGUAUUCGGUUGCUUAUAUAUAGUUGUUCAAAUAUUGGCUAUUUAUAAAAUUGUCACUUUCUUUUUUUAUCCAAAUCACAGAAAUACUGUUUGGGAAGAUAUCUUAUUAAUUGUGGAAACUUGAAUUUAAUUAUUUUUGAAUGGGUAAUAAUUUUUGGUAACAAUAUAUUAAAGAUCAUUGUCCAUAGAGAAAUAAUCUUUCAAAUGCUUCAAUGAUUUCAUAAAAACGUUUGGUUAAAAUUGCUGCAAAAAAAAUUUGCACUUGGGAAAAUAAUCUGUAAAUAACAAACAGAACUUACUACUGUCUAGUAGAUAUUAUCAGAACUAGAACUUGUGGGGCAUGUUAUUGCAUUGAUAACUAAAAAAUACAAUGGCCUAUUUUUAUUCUGAGCCCUCCAUAGCACAGUCUUCAAAGUAUUAAUGGACCUACUUGGUAAAACUUCCACAUUUUCUUGAAAUGUCUAAAUAUUUUUCACCUUUGUUGUAAUUGACUGACUAUAAGCAAUUGAGAUACUACCUAAUUAUCAACGAUUGUUCAUCAAUUUUCACAAAUUUAUUUAAAAUGACAAUUCCAAAAAAAUUAUAUAUAAACAUGUAGAAUCCAAUUUUGUUUUCAUUGCUUAUCGAGAUAUCUUUAUAUUUGUUGUUUCAUGUGUAAAUUUUAUUCUUCAAUAAACAUUGCAACCUAA